AAGCCCUACAUAUAGCGAUGCCGGCAGUGCUUCAAACUCUUCCAACCAAACAGGAUGACAACCAAAGUUUGCCCGAAUAAUGGUGGACUAGUACCAAACCAAGAAGAUAAGAAACCCUACCUUCUUCAAUUACCAGACCACAUAAUAGCAGAGAUCUUGUGCAAACUUCCAACCAAAACGCUCGUCCAAUGCCAGCUUGUGUGCAAGUCUUGGCGCUGUUACCCCCAGUUAUCUAGAGACCUGUUUUCACGAACACCCACAUGCCUUUUGGUCCACGACUGGAGCCCGUGCUGCAAAUUGUUGACAUUGGUAGACCUCAAAAGCAACUUUAUUCAAGAAGAUGUCGUAAUGAGGUUUCGUAGUGAUGGAAAUCCCAUGUACAAUCAGUCACAUGGAACUAUUGUGGGUUCAUGCAAUGGCUUCCUUUUUCUAUACCAUUUUGCCUCGACUUUCUGUGGUAGGAGGCGUUUUUACAGCAUAUCCAAUCCCUUGACCGGUGAGUCUUUAUCUUUUCCACCUACUGAUACUGGUGAACAGAAUGAUAUUAAAGAUUUUGGUUUUGGAUUUAGUCCUAUCAGUAAUGCCUAUAAAGUACUUCUGUUUGUGCCUGUAAUCGAUGAACCUGACAAAGUGGAGGUAAAGGUUUUGACUCUUGGCUCGUGGAUUUGGAGAAGCAUUGGGAAUUUUGUGUACUCUCUUCGUUUUCCAUCACGUAAUGGCGGGAUUUAUCUUAAUGGUUUUCUUCACUGGAUUGGUGGCUCUGUUGACGGCUCUCGUAUAAUUUGUGCUUUCGACGUUGAGAGGGAGUGUUUUCAAGAGUUACCCCUGCCACCUUCUCGAUGCGUCGCUACUUUAAACCUCAGAAUCUUGAAAGAUUGGCUCUCUGUAACAGUUUGCUCUUAUACCAAAAUCAUUGUUUGGGUGCUGAAGGAUUACGGCUGUAACGAGUCUUGGACCAAAGAGUUGGAAAUAAGCGGCACCACUCUGUAUUUUAAACAAGUGAUAGAACACACAGAAGAGGGGAAAGCGUUAUUGCUUGAUAAAAUAAGACUUGCACUUGAGGUGUAUACUCCUGGAAGAAAGGGUCUUGAUCAGAUACUCGAGGUAGACAGUCUCUCAAGGGCUUCAAUAUUUCCUUACAUUCCAAGCUUUGUCUCAAUUGGAGAUAUCACCGGGUGUCCGAGCUCGAAAUCAUCUAGUUAAAGCAUUCUUUUGAUCUUUCUAUCAUCGGGCGUCGGAGCACGAAAUCAUCUAGACGAUAAAAAUAAACUUCUUAAUUUUUAUUUUUUGUUUAUUAUACCUUUUUCGCCUAUUUUGUUGGCAGAAGCAAUAAAUAAUUUUAUGGAAGAGGAGGAAAGGUCUCA
Molecule: messenger RNA, 1364 nt
Organism: Rosa rugosa (rugosa rose)
Lineage: Eukaryota; Viridiplantae; Streptophyta; Magnoliopsida; Rosales; Rosaceae
Product: F-box protein At3g07870-like
Exons: 1
Coding region: 55-1203 (382 amino acids)
Molecular function (GO): protein binding
Source: RefSeq, a predicted model, not a curated record